AUGGAAACUCCGAGAGUCCUUCUCACUGGUGCUACUGGCUACAUAGGCGGAACUGUUUUAAACACCAUAAUGGCCUCCUCCCACCCGUCUUUCAAAAACAUCCACAUCACAGUCCUCGUUCGUCGACAAGACCAAGCCGACACUCUGUUCGAUCUCGGUGUCACUCCCAUGGUUUUCAAAAGUCUAGAUGACACCGAGUUGCUCACUGAAGCAGCAUCAACCCACGACAUUGUUGUCCAUGCUGCAAACGGCUAUCAUAUCCCUUCGGCAAAGGCCCUCCUCGCAGGUCUGUCCCAACGCAAAGCAAAGACAGGAAAAUCAGUGCACUACAUCCACAACUCUGGCACUUCCAAUUUUGGCAACAGACCUGUCUCUGGAAAGUAUAUUGAAGAACCAAGAGUGUUCUCGGACAAAGACGACAUUUACGCUUAUGAAAAGUUCCGAGAAGAGAAGGAACAGUACAAGCAACGAACUGGAGAUGUGGUCGUUUUCGAAACAGGUGUUGAACUAGGCGUCGAGACCUAUAUCAUCUGCUCACCUCUGAUCUACGGCCGUGGAACGGGUCUUUUCAACAAAUCAUCCAUCCAGAUUCCUAUCAUGAUCAAAGCUGCUCUUCAAAGGGGCGAAGCCAUCUACGCAGGCGACGGUCUAGGAGUCUGGGAUCACACGCAUGUUGAGGACAUCGCCAACCUAUACACCCUCAUCGUGGCCAAAGUCCUUGAUGGAGAGAAGAUUUACUCAGGAAAAGACGGCUUUUACUUUGCCAAUCACGGGACUCAGAGCUGGCUAGACAUAGCAAAGGGCAUUGCAAAGGUAGGAUACCAGAGAGGUAAACUCGCUGCUGAACCAAGGAGUGUUUCUCUGUGUGAGGCGGGUCGGGCGUUCUUCGAUGGUGAUGAAGAUAUGACAGAACCUGCUAUUUGUUCUCAUUCUCAAACACAAGGAGCCAGGAGCCAGGAACUGGGGUGGAAGCCGAUAAAAGAUGAUUUACGAUGGGAAGAGACCAUUUCCGAAGAGUUCGAGGUAGCUUUGAAGGCUAUGAUGUGA
Molecule: messenger RNA, 1047 nt
Organism: Fusarium venenatum
Lineage: Eukaryota; Fungi; Ascomycota; Sordariomycetes; Hypocreales; Nectriaceae
Source: RefSeq, a predicted model, not a curated record